Eucalyptus grandis is the source of this 1233-nucleotide messenger RNA. RefSeq lists its product as uncharacterized. The coding region runs from base 1 to 1233 and encodes 410 amino acids. The record is from RefSeq and is a predicted model, not a curated record. Lineage: Eukaryota; Viridiplantae; Streptophyta; Magnoliopsida; Myrtales; Myrtaceae. The transcript has 2 exons.
AUGGUGAAGGAGACCGAGUACUACGACGUUCUCGGCAUCAGCCCUUCUGCAUCCGACGACGAGAUUCGCAAGGCCUAUUGUCACAAGAGGCAUUUCGAGAUUGAAAAGUCCAGCCAAACCUCCUACGGUCCUCUUCAACUACUCUCUCCCCACCUUUCCAAUCCUUUCUUCCUUCUUCAUCUUCUCUUCCUCGAGAAAAUCUUCACUGAACGUCAAGGGAUCGACAGAAGCAUGGAUCGAGAGCAAGAAGAGAUGCAGUUCCUCGGCCUCGUCGGCAUCUGCAAAGAGUCCUGCAAGGUCAUCUUCUCAUGGAGGAAGAUCUUCACCCAGAUCACCUCGGCCCUGAUCCUCCCUCUCGCCUUCGUCUUCCUCCUCCACAUAGAAGUCUCCGACGUCCUCUACUGGCGGAUCGUCCGCAACGAGAUCCGGCUCAACGAGACCCGCCCCGAUAGUUCCCGCCAUGACAGGAUCUCCAGCGUCCUCUCCAAGGAGUGGGCCGUCUACCUGCUCUUCAAUGCCCUCUACUUCACCGCCCUCCUCGUGUUCUCCCUCCUCUCGACCUCAGCCAUCGUCUACACCAUCGCGUGCAUCUACACCGGCUGCGAGGUCACGUUCCGGAAGGUGAUGAGCGUGGUCCCGAGGGUCUGGAGGCGGCUGAUGGUCACCUUCGUGUGCAUCUUCCUGGCCAUGUUCGUAUACCACUUGGUCGCCAUGAUGAUCCUGUUCACGUGCGCGAUCUUCAUCGGUGACACGAACUUCGGCAUCCUGAUCCUCUUCCUUCUAGGGAUCGCGUACUUGGUCGGGUUCGUGUACAUGACCAUAGUGUGGCAAUUGGCGAGCGUGGUCUCCGUCCUGGAGGAAGAUUACGGGGUCAAGGCCAUGAUCAAGAGCAAGAACCUGAUAAAGGGGAAGAUCGUUGUGUCCAUAAUCAUAUUCUUUGUGCUCAACAUAUCCUUCUUUCUAAUUCAAUUCGCGUUCAGGAGUUGGGUCGUUUAUGAUCGCCUGGCAGGGACAUUAAGCAGGUCUGGCUAUGGAAUUCUGUGUUUCUUUCUUCUUUCCAUGCUGAUGCUGUUGGGGCUUGUCGUCCAGACGGUGAUCUACUUCGUCUGCAAGUCGUACCACCACGAGAACAUCGACAAGUCGGUGCUGUCGGAUCAUCUCGACGUCUAUCUCCUCGGAGAGUAUGUUCCUCUGAAAUCCAAGGAUGUUCAGCUUGAGCAAUACGACGUUUGA